Messenger RNA from Culex pipiens pallens (northern house mosquito), 313 nucleotides. Its product is annotated as cytokine-like nuclear factor N-PAC. The record is from RefSeq and is a predicted model, not a curated record. The coding region runs from base 1 to 204 and encodes 67 amino acids. NCBI's taxonomy places the organism in Eukaryota, Metazoa, Arthropoda, Insecta, Diptera, Culicidae. The transcript is spliced from 2 exons.
AUGGGCUGCGGUAUCGUAAAGAACCUGCUCAACUCGGGCCACUCGGUUGUAGUGGAACCGCACCGCCACCAAGUGCCGCAAGUUCAGGAGGCGGGCGCCGAGGACGCUGACACGCCUUCGGAUGUGAUCGAGUUUACGGACGGGACGAACUCGUGCGUGUCGGAUCUGCAAGAAGCGAAGGAUCUGGUGUUCGGCAAUUGUUGAGUCUUGUCGGCCAAUCUCGUCGGCAAGGGCUUCGUCCAAAUGACCGGCGGCGACCCGGAAAAGUCGCAGGACAUCGCCAAACAGAUCAUUUCCAAAGAGGCUGGUACCU